This is a messenger RNA of Talaromyces rugulosus, 3873 nucleotides long. RefSeq lists its product as uncharacterized. Gene Ontology annotation, molecular function: potassium:chloride symporter activity. Gene Ontology annotation, biological process: cell volume homeostasis; chloride ion homeostasis; potassium ion homeostasis. Gene Ontology annotation, cellular component: membrane. NCBI's taxonomy places the organism in Eukaryota, Fungi, Ascomycota, Eurotiomycetes, Eurotiales, Trichocomaceae. The transcript is spliced from 4 exons. The coding region runs from base 1 to 3873 and encodes 1290 amino acids. The record is from RefSeq and is a predicted model, not a curated record.
AUGGCCAUCGAAAGUUCUGGCCAUUCCUCACGUGUAAUGAGUGAAUCUCGACAGAGACCAGUGUUUUCGACACGAUCGGCCGCCGAGGAUGCAACCAGAUUGGAACCUAGCGAACUGUCUCCGGACAGCCCUCGCCGCUUGCGCUCUUCGACUACCAGCACGAGAAACCCAUAUGAACCGUUGACCGCAGCGUCAAAGUCAUCUCCGCGCAAUUCGUGGACAGAUGGACUGUUUUCCGGGAGGUUUCUGUGGCUGUUUGGAUUGCAGGACAGACAAAAUGUCAGGAGGAAUACCCCUCCGGAACAGGCCAUGUCGGGCGAUGCCCUUGUGGACGUGGAUCAGGAUCAGAAGAGACGGCCACAGAGAGCUUCCACAAGUGUAAUCACACAUCCAGAUAAACUAGGCACUUUUUCAGGUGUCUUUGUGCCUACGACGCUGAACGUGCUGAGUAUCCUGAUGUUCCUGCGGUUCGGGUUUAUUCUUGGCCAAGGUGGUGUUUUGGGAAUAAUGGGCAUGCUUAUCACGGCCUACGCAAUCAAUCUGCUGACGACAAUGUCCAUCUCGGCUAUCGCUACCAAUGGGACAGUACGCGGUGGAGGAGCGUACUACUUGAUCUCGCGCUCUCUGGGGCCCGAGUUUGGCGGAUCUAUCGGCCUCGUUUUCUAUAUGGGAUUCGUCUUCAACACUGGAAUGAACGCCCUGGGUCUGAUCGACUGUAUUGUUCAAUAUUUUGGAACCGAGUCCGGGUCGUGGUCAAAAUUUCUGCAAGAAGGAUUCUGGUGGGAAUACUUGUGGGCUACUAUGGUCUUGCUUCUUUGCACUGCGAUAUGUUUGGCUGGAAGUUCUAUAUUUGCUAGAGCCAGCAAUGGCCUGCUGGCAAUCCUUCUCAUUUCCACAUUUAGCAUUCCUUUUUCUGCGUUGUUUAAACGCCCAUUUACGUCCCCGGAACUGGGUGUGGAGUUUACUGGGUUUAAAGUAAAAACUUUUAUGGACAACUUGAAGCCCCAUCUUACCAAAGGAGCAGCGGGCAGUCAAUUAAGUCACCGAGAGAACUUUCAGGACCUGUUUGGCAUCUUGUUUCCAGCGACUGGAGGAAUAUUCGCAGGCGCGAGUAUGUCUGGUGAUUUGAAGAACCCGAGCAAGUCGAUUCCAAAAGGAACGCUUUCUGGGCUGCUUCUCACAUUCAUCACGUAUACAAUUGUUAUUCUGUCCAUGGCAGCAUCAACUACUAGGCAGUCCUUUUAUAACAACGUCAAUGUCCUUCAAGUGACAAACCUGUCCGAGCUUGUUGUAUUGCUCGGAGAAUUCGCAUCCUCAUUUUUCUCCUCGUUGAUGGGCGUUAUUGGCUCAGCCAAGCUCCUCCAAGCCAUUGCGCGAGACAAUCUAGUCCCAGGACUAGGGAUUUUUAGUCAAGGCAACAAGAAAAGCGACGAUCCCACUUUUGCGAUUAUCUUUACAUACGUUGUAGCGCAGGUCACGAUGCUUUUUGACAUCAAUCAAAUCGCCUCAUUUACAACCAUGACAUAUCUAAUGACUUUUUUAGCGACGAAUCUUGCCUGUUUUCUUUUGAAGAUUGGAUCGGCGCCCAAUUUCCGGCCGUCGUUUCACUACUUCAACUGGCAGACAGCGGCAGUGGGUGCUGUGUUCAGCGUUGCUUGCAUGUUUUUCGUGGACGGUGUUUAUGCGACAGGGUGCAUCAUUAUUUUGAUUUUUCUCCUUGUUCUCAUCCAUUAUACAUCGCCUCCAAAACUAUGGGGCGAUGUCAGCCAAAGCCUGAUUUAUCACCAGGUGAGAAAAUACUUGUUACGACUUAAGCAAGAACAUGUCAAGUUCUGGCGGCCUCAGAUCCUCCUUUUUGUGAACGACUUGGAUUCACAGUACAAGAUGAUUCAUUUUUGCAAUUCGCUCAAAAAGGGGGCCUUGUUUGUGCUGGGCCAUGUGGUUGUGACAGACGACUUUACCGAUGGUGUGCCGGAAGCUCGUCGUCGACAGGCUGGCUGGACCAAGUUUAUUGAAAACUCCAAAGUGAAAGCAUUUACGAGUGUAACGGUGGCCCCGACUGCAGAAUGGGGUGUACGCAACGUUGUCUUGAACUCGGGGCUGGGCGGCAUGCGGCCUAAUAUUGUGAUUAUUGAUCAGCAUCGACCGGGUGAAAGCAUCGCAGAAAUAUUAAGCCAGAAACGAGGAAGACGCAUGUCUCAAGGUGCUGAUUUAGCGCUUAGUAGGCAUGACUCAAAUCAAGGUCCUGCAUCGCUUCAUUCGCAGGACGGCACGUCGGGACAGUCGGCCAAAAGCUAUCUGACCAUUCUCGAAGAUCUGCUCUUCAAACUGCGCAUCAACGUCGCUGUUGCCCGCGGGUUCGAGAGCCUCGAAUUACCGAAUGUUCUCGGCGAAAGCCAAAAGACAUUUAUCGACCUGUGGCCUAUCCAAAUGUCUGCCGAGCUUGCAGCGGAUGGAGAGAGCAAGAAAAACGUAUUGACGACGAAUUUUGAUACUUAUACACUGAUCUUGCAGCUGGGAUGCAUUCUGAACACGGUGCAAUCGUGGAAGAGAUCGUACAAGCUGCGGGUGGCUGUUUUUGUGGAGUAUGAAAGCGACGUGAAAGAGGAGCGUGGACGGGUUUCGGCGUUGCUCGAGAAGCUCCGAAUCGAGGCGGAGAUCCUUGUGUACGCGCUAGCCAGCGAGGGGUUGCAGACGUACCAGAUCAUUGUCAACGACGACACGACAAAUGCAAGUGAGGAUGUUUUGGAGAACGUAAACACUGUCCUUGGCGAAGAACCCUGGUGGACCGAGAUCCAGGAUCUGCGGCGCGGGACGCCAGGCUCUCAGCGAGAUAGUAGGUCUUCUGGAGAAAGGCCUACCUGGCCGGUUUCGGUAUGGCAGCAGGGAGGCCACCGCCAGGCGCUACCGCAGUUUGAGGGCAUUCAGCGGCUGGUGCGGUCUGGUCGAGGGCAAAGACGAAAAUCGAUAUCCAGCUUCCAAGGCAUGAAUGUGAAUCUGGGUAUGCAGACUAGCAGGUUGCUUGACUCGAUGGUGGACUAUCACUCGGAAAGCGAAGACUCGAUCAGUUCUGGAGACAACGAGUUUGAGCCGUAUGUGAGUGAGGAGGAGGAGGAGGAGGAGGAGGAGGAAGAAGAAGAGGAAGAGGAUGAAGGCUCUCCUACCCCGAGAUCCGAACUUCCGACGCCUCUUUUUAGAGAUGUCAUGUUUUCCACAACAGAACCACCAGCAACGGAUCCAGAAAGCACGUCGUAUACAGACGAGCACAUGGCCCCAGACAUGACCGGGGCUGCCACAACCCCAACAAACCCUACAAACCUCCAUCCAGAGACAACAACCACCACACCAUCACGGCCAAAAUUCGGGAGAACGGCGUCAAGCAAUAGGUUCACAUCAUCGCCCAUCCCGGAGACACGCGUGAACCCGACUGAAGAAACAGGACCGUCCAUCAUGUUUUCUGAUUCUCCGCCUGCGACAGCAGGACGCCUUGGAUCGCCAUCUGCUACUGUUCGCGAAUCGAUAUACUCGCACUCUCGCCUUGUAUUGCCUUCUUCUCCUACCACUACUUCUACUACAGCAACAGCAACAGCAACAGCUGCUGCAUCAGGCUACCCAAGCCAAGCCGCACAACCACUCUCCUUCAACGACCUCCCCUGCCAAGCACAACAUUUGAUUCUAAACGAACUCAUGACGCGCCAAAGCAGCAGCGACACGGCAGUCAUGUUCACCACGCUUCCGUCGCCGAUUGAGGGCACAUGUAUGGACGAGUCGGCGAGUUUAGCGUAUGUCAGUGAUUUGGAGAUUUUGUGUAAGGGGUUGCCGCCGUGUUUGUUGGUGCAUAGUAAUAGUAUGACGGUGACUAUGAAUUUGUAG